Molecule: messenger RNA, 672 nt
Organism: Trichoderma atroviride IMI 206040
Lineage: Eukaryota; Fungi; Ascomycota; Sordariomycetes; Hypocreales; Hypocreaceae
Source: RefSeq, a predicted model, not a curated record
AUGUCCAACCGCGGCAGCAGCGUUUAUGUCCACCAGGACUCUUACCCAAGCCGCUCUUCCAGCUCAUCUGGCCGCUCUGCAGCUCCCAGCCCUCGCCCCAGUAUCACCACCUCCCGCGAAUACGGUGCCAGAGACCAUACUUCCCAAGUGAUUCGAUCUGGCCCCAACACCGUUAUCCAGCAUAACAAGCGCCACUAUGAUCCCAGCUCGCCGUCUCCUUCCUACAGGGGCCAAUGAAAUGUCUUUACAGCAAAGGCAUUGCAUAGCCUUUUGCUCAAAGAAGGCAUCAUAGCCCUUCAUCUUCUUUGACGCAAGCACACGAACACUGGGACACGACGACACAAUUUUGAUCAACUACUACCUCUUGCACUCCCGGAUUCCCGGGCAUUUCCCCACCUAUUUAUCACUAGGCUCUUCUACAAGUCCAUUCAUACAAACUACUACUACUACUACUAUUACUACUCGGCGUUGUCGGACUCUUAUUGGGGGAAAUGUUAUUUUUAUACUUUCAUGCUUGGAUAACUCUGAAGGAAUGGCGCCAGGAAGAAACAUGGGGGCACGGAAACAGGAAAUAGAUAUGACUUAUCAUCUGGAGUUAAGGACUUAAGCGAAGGCUGGGUGGCGGCAUCUAUAGCAUUGUUUUGAGACGAAAUGCGAAAAGAACAAAAAAAA